UGAGAUUGCUCCUUUGUACCCAAUUGCAGUUUGUGGUGUUUUACGUCUCACCGUCACCGAGACUCCCUUUCACUUCUCUCCUUUCCUCUACUGCGGCCUUUAUUUCUCUAUACGAAUUCCAUUCCAUUUUCUCUUUUUUUUUUUCCUCUCCUGAUUCCAACACACCAUUGCCGGAAACUGUUAGUUCCCAUGUGAGUCUCCAGUGAGUCCAGUACGUGUGUGAUCGCAGACUCCAUCCGUGCUUCCGCAGUUGUAAUCCCCCAUGGCUUUACCGGAAGGAUUUGGCAUCUACGCGUUCGUUUUGGUGAGGAUUCUGAAUAAAGGAAUUUUCUAUUAGUUCUUUCGGAGAAGCUUUUGUUUUAGUAUUCACUUACCAGUUAUUUUGGAGUUCAAAAACAACGGCUUUAUUUCUAGUAUUCAGUAUUACAAGAAAUGAAAGGAGGUUUCUGUUUUAUCCAUUGCCCGUUAGAGAGGAUUUGAAGCAGCGCUAGCUGCCGACGUCCAGUAAUGGACACUUACUCCUCCGGAGAAGACUUGGUUAUUAAGACAAGAAAACCUUAUACAAUUACCAAGCAACGUGAACGAUGGACAGAGGAGGAGCAUAAUAGAUUCCUAGAAGCCUUGAAGCUCUAUGGACGAGCUUGGCAGCGCAUAGAAGAACAUAUAGGAACAAAGACUGCUGUGCAGAUCAGGAGUCAUGCGCAGAAAUUCUUUUCAAAGUUAGAGAAGGAGGCUGUUGCUAAAGGUGUUCCAAUAGGACAAGCACUUGACAUAGACAUUCCACCUCCACGUCCUAAGAGGAAACCACGCAAUCCUUAUCCUCGAAAGACUGGUGUGGGUCCUACGCCUUCUCAGGUGGCAGUGAAGGAUAGAAAUCCUUUGAAUUCAGUUUCUUUUACCCAUUGUAAACAAGCAUUGGACCUGGAGAAAGAACCACUUCCUGAGAAACCCAUUGGAGAUGAGAAGCAUGCAAAUGGAAAAGAAAACGAGGACGACAGUUGCUCAGAAGUCUUUACCCUUCUCCAAGAAAGUCACUGUCCAGCGAACAAGAAUUCUGUAUCCACACCAGAGGCACUAAAAAAAACAUGCUCUUUUAGGGAGUUCAUACCUUCACUGAAGGAGGUAGUAAAUCAAGAUGCAACUAAUGAAUCCUAUAUCACCAUUGAACGUCAUGGAAAUCAGAAGCUAGAUAAGCCUGAUGCCAAACAGACAGUUGAAGAUAAUGGCACUAAUAAAGCUGCAAAGUUGGAAUCCUGCCCUUUUCAUGAAAAAUUAGUUCAGGGAAAGACUUCAAAUGAAUUUAACAAUGCAUUGCCAACAGAUGAGAUGGAAGCUGUGCAGAAUUAUCCAAGGCAUGUCCCUGUGCAUGUUCUAGAUGGGAGCUUGGGAACAUGCAUGCAAACUGCUCCCUCGGAUGUGUCUUUCCAGGACUCCAUAUUUCAACCAACAGGAGAAGUUCAUGGGCAUCCCAAUCUGUACUCAUAUCCAGCUGCAUCCACUAUUACUGAACAUCAAAGUAAUGCGCCAAGAUCUUCUACUCAUCAAUCAUUUCAUACUUAUCCUUCCUUUACACCAACUCACCAUAAUCAAGAUGACUAUAGAUCAUUUCUCCAUGCAUCCUCCACAUUUUCGAGUCUCAUUGUAUCUACACUGCUACAAAACCAGGCAGCCCAUGCUGCAGCAAGCUUUGCAGCUACCUUCUGGCCCUAUGCUAAUGUGGAAAGUUCUGCAGAUUCUCCACCAUGUGCUGAAGGAGGUUUUCCAUCAAGGCAAAUGAAUUCAGCUCCCAGUAUGGAAGCUAUUGCUGCUGCUACUGUGGCAGCAGCAACUGCAUGGUGGGCAGCCCAUGGAUUACUCCCCUUCUGUGCUCCUCUUCAUGCUGCCUUUAGCUGCCCUCCUGCUGCAACUGCAGUUCCACCAGUGGAUGCUGGCCAAGUUCCUGCAGCCAAGACAGAAAGAAAGGAAACUACACCUGAAAAUCCUCAUUUGCAAGAUCAGCAGUUGGAUAUAGAACACUCUGAAGCUUUGCAAGCUCAGAAUUCAGCCUCUAAAUCACCAACAUUGUCAUUGUCUGACUCUGACGAGAGUGGAGGUCCAAAGCAAAAUACUGUAUCAAAAGCUACUGACCAUGAGAUGGCUGCAACAGCACCUGAGAUUCAUGAUUCAAGCAAAAUGAAAAACAGAAAACAGGUUGACCGUUCUUCAUGUGGUUCAAACACAUCUUCUAGUAGUGAAGUAGAGACAGAUGCACCAGAGAAGCUUGAGAAAGAAAAGGAAGAGUCAAAAGAAGUUGAUACAAAUCAUCUAGCUACUGAGUCUAGUAGUCGUCGCAGUAGAAGUAGCAGCAACAUGAGUGAUUCAUGGAAGGAGGUAUCUGAAGAGGGGCGGCUGGCUUUUCAAGCUCUCUUCUCCAGGGAGGUAUUGCCACAAAGCUUCUCUCCACCACAUGAUCUGAAGGGUGAGGCACACCAGAAGGAUAAUGUUGAAGACAAGCAAAACACAGAUGAGAAAGAUGGAAAUGCAUCACUUUUGAAUCUUACCAGCAAGAUAAGGGGAUCCUGUACUAGCCAUCAUGAAGUGGAGAAAAAUGCAUUGCCUAGAUGUGAGUACAGUGGAGAGGAUGGGCUGCUGACUAUCGGGCUUGGACAUGGAAAGCUAAAGGCUCGUCGAACAGGAUUUAAACCCUACAAAAGAUGUUCAGUGGAGGCCAAGGAAAACAGGGUUGUCGCCAUCGGCAGCCAAUAUGAGGAGAAAGGCUCCAAGAGGAUACGUAUUGAUGGGGAAGCUUCAAUUUGAUAUUGCAUGCUUAAACAAAGAAAUCUUUGUUUCUGCAUGUAAUUUAUUAUUUCCCCCCUUUAUCUAAAUUAGAAUACCUGCAGAUCACGAAGACUUUUUCGUGCAAAGUGUGUACCAUAUGUAUCUACAUUUGCUCAUUUACUUUCUUGAACCAUGCAACUGCAGCUAAAAAACUCCGUGGAAUAGACUUAGAUAAGAAACCAUCAACUAUUGAAUAGGCCCUGAUAUGGCCCCUUUCAUCCAAA
Molecule: messenger RNA, 3041 nt
Organism: Hevea brasiliensis (rubber tree)
Lineage: Eukaryota; Viridiplantae; Streptophyta; Magnoliopsida; Malpighiales; Euphorbiaceae
Product: protein LATE ELONGATED HYPOCOTYL
Exons: 8
Coding region: 508-2796 (762 amino acids)
Molecular function (GO): DNA binding
Source: RefSeq, a predicted model, not a curated record